Messenger RNA from Aspergillus calidoustus, 987 nucleotides. Lineage: Eukaryota; Fungi; Ascomycota; Eurotiomycetes; Eurotiales; Aspergillaceae. The record is from the annotation of a GenBank genome assembly.
AUGGUCAAAAUUGCUCUUCUUGGCGCUGCCGGCCAAAUUGGCACUCCUCUGAGUCUUCUCUGCAAAGCUAGUGAUCUUUUUGAUCAAAUUGCUUUGUACGAUGUUGUUCAUGUGCCGGGUAUUGCCACAGACCUGAUGCACAUUGACACCAGGGCUGCCGUGACAGGUCAUUUGCCCGAUGGCUCAGGUCUCAGAAAGGCACUUACUGGUGCGGAUAUUGUAGUCGUAACCGCUGGGAUUGCAAGGAAGCCGGGAAUGACUAGAGAUGAACGUGUGCUAACUAGUCAGACAAAUGCAAGCAUCAUCCGUGAUAUCUUCACCGAGGUCGCAGCAACAUGCCCCAAGGCUGUAUGCUGCGUUGUCACCAAUCCUGUGAAUUCAACGGUACCUGUUGCGGCUGAGGCGCUCAAGAAAGCAGGCGUUUUUGAUCCCACCCGUCUAUUUGGUGUGACUACCCUUGAUGUCGUGCGCGCCUCCACCUUUGCUGCCCACGCACUAGGUGACAAUAUUGACCCAAAGGGGUACAAGGUCCCUGUUAUUGGUGGCCACAGUGGUGCGACAAUCCUGCCGCUCUACAGCCAGGCUCAGCCUGCCGUGGAUUUGGAUAAGGACACCUUGGCUAUUGUUAUUCAUCGUGUGCAAUUCGGCGGAGACGAGAUUGUCAAGUCCAAACAAGGAGCCGGUAGCGCAACCACCUGCAUGGCGUACGCUGGGUUCCGCUUUGUCAAAGCCAUUGUGGCUUCCAUGAAUGGUGAAACUGUGACAGAAGAGGCAUACGUCUACCUCCCCGGUAUUGCAGGCGGGCAGGAGAUUGCAAGCCAACUUGGCGUCGAUUACUUCGCCGUCAAGGUCACUUUAGGUCAGAACGGGGCAACCCAGGCCUUGCCAUUGGGGAAGAUCUUGGAAAAUGAGAGCAGUCUGUUAGAGAUUGCUAUCAAGGAGCUAAAGGUAAAUAUUGCCACGGGCUUGUCAUUCAUGUCAUCUUAG